AUGGUACUAGAUCCUCCGCCUAGGCAAUCCCAGCAGCAGUGGCUGAAACAGGAAACACAAAGUGCAUCCCUGUUUGUGCAUCAGCAGGGCUCUGAUAUUGAUUGGGAUGACCUCUGGGAUCAGUUUGAAGAAAGAAAGUACCUGAGUGCCCGGAAAUGGAAGGGUGGAGAGGAUCCAUAUCGGCUGUAUGCUUUCAACCAGAGAGAAAGCGAGAGAAUUCCCAGUGAUCGCGCCAUUCGUGACACUAGACACCACAGAUGCACUACUUUGCACUAUCGUAAGGAUCUGCCACCAACUAGCAUCAUCAUCACCUUUCAUAAUGAAGCCAGGUCAACACUACUAAGAACCAUAAGAAGUGUUCUGAACCGAACCCCUGUGCAUCUGGUCCAUGAAAUCAUAUUGGUUGACGACUUCAGUGAUGAUCCUGACGAUUGCCGUUUGCUGGUCAAGCUACCUAAGGUGAAAUGUUUACGCAACAGGCAGAGAGAAGGUUUGAUCCGGUCUCGCAUUCGAGGAGCAGACAUGGCACAGGCAGGAGUUCUGACUUUCUUAGACAGCCACUGUGAGGUGAACAAGGACUGGCUGCUGCCUCUUUUGCAGAGGAUCAAAGAGGAUCCAGUCCAUGUGGUGAGUCCUGUUAUUGACAUCAUCAACUUGGAUACUUUUGCUUAUGUGGCAGCUUCUUCAGACCUGAGAGGAGGGUUUGAUUGGAGCCUACAUUUUAAAUGGGAACAGCUUUCUCCAGAGCAGAAGUCAAAGCGAACUGACCCUACGGAGCCCAUCAAGACUCCUAUCAUUGCAGGGGGACUUUUUGUGAUUGACAAGGCCUGGUUCAACCAUCUUGGGAAAUAUGACCCUGCCAUGGAUAUCUGGGGUGGAGAGAACUUUGAAAUUUCAUUCCGGGUGUGGAUGUGUGGAGGAAGCUUGGAAAUCAUCCCCUGUAGUCGGGUCGGGCACGUCUUCCGAAAGAAGCAUCCCUACACCUUCCCCGAGGGAAAUGCUAACACCUAUAUAAAAAACACCAAGCGCACAGCUGAAGUGUGGAUGGAUGAGUAUAAGCAGUACUAUUAUGCUGCCCGGCCUGCGGCUCAAGGGAGGCCAUAUGGAGACAUCCAGAGCAGAGUGGAGCUGAGAAAGGCCUUGAAAUGUCAUUCCUUCAAGUGGUAUCUGGAAAAUGUUUAUCCAGAACUUAGAAUUCCUGAGGAAUCACUCUACCAAUCUGGGAUAAUACGGCAAAGACAGAGAUGCCUGGAAGCCCAGAAAUCUGAGGGACAGGAGUUCCCAGUUGUGAUCUUGAAUCCCUGUAUUAUCAGCAAGACCACAGCUGCAGUGGCACAGGAAUGGAUAUAUACUUACAACCAGCACAUUCGUCACAGUCAAUUAUGCUUGUCCGUACAAACCCUCUUUCCAGGUUCCCAGGUGGUGCUCUUACCUUGUAAAGAAGGGGAUGGAAAGCAGCGAUGGAGUAAAGUCGGUUCUCACAUUGAGCACAUGGCCACACGUUACUGCCUGGACACUGAAAUGGUGGGGGACACCAAUGAAAACAUGAGAGAAGUCGUAAUUAACCCUUGCGAGAGCACGGCCAUGAGUCAACGGUGGGAGAUGGUGAUGUCGUGACCAUGCCUGGCAAGAGGAUGGUGAAUUGAGCCAAGGAGGAGCUUUGUGAAGAACAGCCAAAGCUGUCGUACAAGCUUUGGGGGUGGGGUAGGGGCUUGCCUGAUAAUAGGGCACAAGCCAAAGAAUAAGGACACGCAGCUGUGCCUAGGUUAAAUAAAGCACAUAAGUGCUGGCUCUGAGAGCCACAGCAGUAAUUGGGUCCAGUGGGGCUGUAUACCCAUAUGGUUAAGAACAACACAAUCUGAACAUUUCUUUCAAUAACAUCCCUCAUCUGCGGUUGAAGCAGAAAAGGCUUCUCAUUUUUGAGAAGGAAAAACUGCUGAAAUCAGUAAAUGUAGUAUUUAUUUUUGUCAUUGCAAAGGUGGUGGGGCAGCCUUGGUUAAUAAUUGGGAGGCGAGUGGGGAAGAGAGUUUAUCUAGUUGUUACAGGAGCACAGAAAUGAACAUGUUGGGAAUUAGCUGAAAAGGCCAACGGAUCUUGCACUUUUGAUUGAUGUAACUGAGCACAUCUCUGGAAGAGUGCUGGAUCUAAGCUAUAUUGCACAUUAUAAUUUGUGAUCGAUGUACUUGUUGUGUGCGAGAUACUGUUUAUGUCUGGCAGGAGAGUGAGAAAAUAAGAAUGCAUGUGUUGCAGUCUGAGAGAGGUGGUCAAAAUCUGUACACAUGGAGAAGGUAAUGUUUACGACAUGUUCUCAACUGCACAAACUGUUUGCCUAGAUUUUGGGCAAUCUUGGGAAAGAAACCAUCAGUGUCCUCUCCUUAAACUGGCAAUGGGUGGAGAAGCACAGGGUGCACUUUUUCUUUUCAGAGAGCCCCACAGGUAAUACAAAACUGGGUCUUCAUUCUCAUACUUCCCUGCAUUGAGAGUUGACAUGCUGAGCACUCUGGGAAAUGCAGUUUUUUUGCUUUAUACAGAGCACCCAGGAAUACUGAAAGCAGAGAGAGAGUGACAUUGCUCCUAACCAUCCCAGGUGCCCUGUACAGUAAAAAAUUAUAUUGGUCUCUGCUUAAUAGUCUUGACAGCUUCUAAGCUUUGGCAAGUGGCCCAUCAUUGCCAACUGGCAGUACUGGCUAUGGUACUGUAGAGCUGUUGAACUCUCCAUCACACAACUGCACCGCUAAGACUAAGCACUUGAGAUGACUAUGGUUGAAUACCAGCAAAAGCUGUUCAGAGACUUGGAGGGCAGCAUUAUAAAGCUAUCAUUCCCUGUGGGGAUAAGACCUUUGUUUUCUCUAUGCCAUAGAGGUCUCUGAUCAAGCACAUUUCACAGUUUCAUAAAGCACUACAAAAAUCAAUGUCUUAUACCUUCGAGCAACCAGUAAUGGUACAGAAUUGUGGAAUUACCUGGUCUGGAUUAUAGAUUUGAAUAGUCUGGAAUACAUGACCAACAUUCCAUGCUAAUAUUGGACUUCCGAAUUACAAAUCAACCCAGUGCUGGUCAUGUGGGAAAGCAGUCCAGUAGUCACUGAUGAAUUACAAACCAGACCUCGUGAGUGCAUUCAUCAUUACAGGGAAUGAUAAUCAUAUUAUCAUACUGCUGUAAUGUUUCUGAACAGCGAUAUCCAGCCUGUCUGUGUGUAGCGAGAGGCUGAGAGUCUUGAUUCUAUGUGAGAGGGCAGAUAACACUGUUGCUUUUUGUGUCUGAGAGGGUCGUGGAUGAGCUUGAAAUCUCUGGAUGAUCCUCUAUAACUGUAGUGCGUCUCACUGUUUUAAAACAUUGGAA
Molecule: messenger RNA, 3340 nt
Organism: Gekko japonicus
Lineage: Eukaryota; Metazoa; Chordata; Lepidosauria; Squamata; Gekkonidae
Gene: GALNT14
Product: polypeptide N-acetylgalactosaminyltransferase 14
Exons: 15
Coding region: 1-1617 (538 amino acids)
Cellular component (GO): Golgi apparatus
Source: RefSeq, a predicted model, not a curated record